AUGGACCAUUUGCUAGUCUUGUUGUUUUCUUUUGUUGUUGUUGGCUGAUAAAUCAUUGUGCAUUUUCUGAUGGGUGUUUGUUUACUCAGAAAAAAAGGGGGCUUUCGUUAUUCACUCAAAUAAUAUUUCUCAUGGUGUCUAACUGAACCUGUUUGCUUGACUUCAUCAAUAGGUAAGCAUUUUGCAAGUGUCCAAUACUUGAAUUGUGAAGCAAAUAACCAUUUGAAAUCAUCAGCAUCUUCAUUUCCUCAGAUUUUUCAUGAUAUUUAUUGGUUCUAGUUUCUGGUGCAGCUCACUUGGCUAUUUUUAGGGUUUGUUUCUUUCCUUCCUUCUCACUCUCUUUGGUCUGACGUAUCUUAUUCACACAAUUCCAGUCUACCAAUUUGCUGGUUGUCAGUGAACCCCCCCUUAUUGGAAAUAAUGCAGAUCCAGUUUUCAAGAGCCAUUCUAGAGAAUUCCUUGGUUGUGGAGAUGGGUAUUUUAGCUUAGAUAUUGAUUUUGGAGUGUUUGCUAGAUUCCUUUUCUUCUUCAUCUUCUUCUUCUUGCUGUGGGUGAAACACUUGAUAGGGGAAUCAAACAAGGCUAGAUGAAAGCUGAAGAAACUGGGGAUAGCUCUGCUUGGAGUAGAGAGCAGGACAGGGCAUUUGAGAAUGCCCUAGCAACUUAUCCUGAGGAUUCUGCAGAUUGGUGGGAGAAGAUUGCAGCAGAUGUUCCAGGGAAAUCCUUAGAAGAGAUUAAACAUCAUUAUGAGCUGUUAGUUGAUGACAUUAAUAACAUUGAGUCUGGCUGCGUGCCUCUACCUUGCUAUAAUUCCUCUUCAGACGGUUCUACGAGCCACGCAGGUGAUGAAGGAACUGGUAAAAAGGGUGGCCAUUUUGGGAAUUUUAAUGGCGAUUCUAAUCAUGGAGGUAAGGCUUCAAGAUCAGAUCAGGAGCGCCGCAAGGGAAUUGCUUGGACAGAGGAGGAGCACAGGUGA
This is a messenger RNA of Camellia sinensis, 976 nucleotides long. The record is from RefSeq and is a predicted model, not a curated record. Lineage: Eukaryota; Viridiplantae; Streptophyta; Magnoliopsida; Ericales; Theaceae.